AUAAUAAAUAAUUUGACAAUCAGAGAAAGUUUCAAGAAAGAAGCUUGGAACACAAGAAAAAGUAACCCCAUGAAUCACUAUAAAGCAAUGCUGUAGUGAACUAGAAGGCCAUCCAUUUCCAGCUCAAGAUAUCUUAAAAUGGGGGAAGUGAAGUUGUUUGGCCUUUGGGCUAGCUCAUAUGUUUACAGAGUCAUUUGGGCACUGAAACUGAAGGGGAUAGAGUACGAAUACAUAGAAGAAGAUCUGUCCAACAAGAGUGAAUUGCUUUUGAAGUAUAACCCAGUUCACAAGAAGGUCCCUGUGCUUGCUCAUGACGGAAAACCAAUUGCGGAGUCGCUCGUUAUCUUGGAAUACAUUGACGAGACAUGGCCGGAGAAUCCAUUGCUACCCAAAGACGCAGAGCAGAGAGCUGCAGCUCGAUUUUGGGCAAAAUUUGCUGAUGAUAAGGCAACAUGUUUUAUGUCAUUCUUCUGUUCCCGUGGUGAAGAACAAGAGAAGGCAAGGAAAGAAUGCUUGGAAAUGCUGAGAAUGGUAGAAGAAUAUGGUGGGCUUGGAGAGAAGAAGUUUUUUGGUGGUGACACAAUUGGAUUGGCUGACUUGGCCUUUGGUGGGGUUGCUUGCUUUUUGGGAGUGAUGGAGGAUAUAGUAGGAGUGAAGUUGGUGGAAGCUCAUACCUUCCCUCGUUUGUAUGCAUGGAUUCACAAUUUCAACCAAGUGGGUGUGAUCAAAGAGAACCUGCCUGAUCGUGAGGAGAUGUUUGUCUUUUUCAAACGCAGGAGAGAAAUUCUUUUGGCAUCUGCAUAAUCUUCACCGUAUUUAUGGGUUGCAUACAUCUAUGUUCUCCUUAAUUAGUCUAUUACUUUGGCUUUUCCCUUUGAAUAAGGACUCCCCAUAUAUUUAGUGUAUUUGAGGUUUCAUUUUGAAUAAGAGAUGUAAUUGUGGCACAUCCCAUUUCUUAUUAGGGUUCUAAACGGUA
This is a messenger RNA of Nelumbo nucifera (sacred lotus), 976 nucleotides long. Its product is annotated as putative glutathione S-transferase. The record is from RefSeq and is a predicted model, not a curated record. NCBI's taxonomy places the organism in Eukaryota, Viridiplantae, Streptophyta, Magnoliopsida, Proteales, Nelumbonaceae. Gene Ontology annotation, cellular component: cytoplasm. Gene Ontology annotation, molecular function: glutathione transferase activity. Gene Ontology annotation, biological process: glutathione metabolic process.